Varanus komodoensis (Komodo dragon) is the source of this 4559-nucleotide messenger RNA. RefSeq names its product abhydrolase domain containing 18 (gene ABHD18). The record is from RefSeq and is a predicted model, not a curated record. Lineage: Eukaryota; Metazoa; Chordata; Lepidosauria; Squamata; Varanidae. The coding region runs from base 540 to 1928 and encodes 462 amino acids. The transcript has 15 exons.
CCCUUCCCCUUCCCGCACGGGCUUCUUUCUUUCCUCGCAGGGAGCUCGCCGCAGCGUGGCAGGAACGUGCAGCUUGACGCGUCUCUCUGCUCGUCCCCGUGAAACAUACAAGGAAAUCCAGCUGGACUAGGGACUCUGUGCAGCACGUUGGGCUCAUUGAUUGAACGUGCGGAGAGGCAGGCGAGGAAGAGUCUUGUGGUGCAGGAUAGGUUAUAAUCCUGGCUCCUGUGCACACUUAUGUAAGAGUGUGCAGUUUAUACUACAACCGUCUGCACCUCGACCCCCUGCCCUGGACGUCUUGCAAUGUAUUUCUUUGCUAUCAUUUGAGACCUACGAGCUCACAUUUAAGGGACAAGAUAAUCGCUGACAAAUUCGUGAGCCAGCAGCUCCUCUGUGUGGGAGCUUUUGUUUGUAACAGGAAAAUUAAUUUUAAAACUCAAAUGAAUUUGAGUGAUACUUGCAUCUGAAUGAAAACAAGUUUGAUCUACAGCAUCAGGAGUUCUGAAGUGGCACGCUUUUUAUUCUAAUGUGCUUUGCUAAUGGGUGUUAGCAAGCUAGAUGUAUUAUAUAGGCGCCUUCUUCUAACUAAGCUUUUCAUUCAAGGCUGGGGAAGACCAGAAGACUUGAAAAGAAUAUUUGAGUUCAGAAAGAUAAUUGGAAACAGGGAAAAAUGUCAGAAUCUGGUUUCAAGAGAUUAUCCAGUGCACAUUACUAAGGUUGAGGAACAAUCAGACUGUAAGAUCCUUGAUGGACACUUCAUUUCUCCCUUGGCUCAUUAUGUUCCAGAAAUCAUGCCAUCAGAAACCAUCACAGCAAGCUUUCAAUUUAUAGUACCAAAGAGAUGGAACAGCAAAUACAGACCUGUGUGUAUUCAUUUAGCAGGCACUGGAGACCAUCACUUUUGGAGACGGCGUACUUUAAUGGCCCGUCCAAUGAUCAAAGAGGCAUGUAUGGCUUCACUGUUGUUAGAAAAUCCCUAUUAUGGAUGCAGAAAACCUAAGGACCAGUUGAGGUCAUGUUUAAAAAAUGUCUCUGACCUGUUUGUGAUGGGAGGAGCUCUUGUCCUAGAAUCAGCGGCCCUUUUGCAUUGGCUAGAAAGAGAAGGCUAUGGACCCCUAGGGAUGACUGGAAUAUCGAUGGGAGGACAUAUGGCAUCAUUAGCAGUGUCAAACUGGCCUAAACCUUUACCAUUGAUUCCUUGUCUCUCCUGGUCUACAGCCUCUGGUGUUUUUACUACGGGUGUACUGAGCAAAGCAGUGAACUGGAGAGAAUUAGAGAAACAGUAUUAUACUCACAGUGUUUAUGAAGAAGAAAUAAUUCAAAUGCUUGAAUAUUGUGGAACAGAUUCAUUCAAGAUGGGACAAGACUUUGUUAAAAAUUCUCCCAGCAGUGUGGACAGUUUGAGCAACCUGGAUCUGAAUUCCAGUAUGCUGAACCUGGAUAGCAGAAGCAAAGUUGUGUCUUCGGAAGCUGGCUACUGCCUUAGUGCUAACAAAAAUACUCUAAGUGCCUCAGCGGAAGGAAUGUUAGUGCAAGAGGCACCAAACAUACAGUGCAUAAACCAGACUUUUUCAACCAGCAGCAGUAGCAAUAAAGACUUUUCCAGUGAGCAGAAACGUCUGAUAAGUGGAAAAAGUAGCAGUUUACAAAGAGAAUCUCUAAUGUUCAUGAAAGGGGUGAUGGAUGAAUGUACCCAUGUAGCUAACUUUUCAGUUCCAGUUGACCCAACCAUGAUCAUCGUUGUUCAAGCCAAGGAAGAUGCUUAUAUUCCAAGAACUGGUGUACGUAGCCUUCAAGAAAUAUGGCCAGGGUGUGAAAUCAGAUAUCUGGAUGGAGGUCAUGUUAGUGCCUACCUCUUCAAACAAGGAUUGUUCAGACAAGCCAUAUAUGAUGCAUAUGAACGCUUUCUUCAGAAAUAUGCUGUAUAGUCCUUUUGAACUACUAUCUCGUAUUGUUCUGAUCUUUUAUAUGGAUGGUUAUGUCAACAUUAUAUGGAGAACAAGCCUAUUAUAGAUUGAAUUAAAAGACACCAAACAGAUACCACUUUUCAACAGUGAUGCAUACCUAAGGACAUAAUUAACAAAGGCUGAUUUCAGACUUGAAUUAAUUUAUACAACACAUGGUUUUAGCAGAAAGUUGAGUGUUAGUUGAGUCUGCAAAAAUAUACUCAAAAACUUGAAAAGAAUACAGAUAUCCAUUGAGGAGAGACCAAUACAAUAUUGAAAGCUAUUUAAAUUGGAGUUCGUAUAAAUUUCAGUAUCUAUUAUUUUGCGCCAUAUGCUAGGAAUUUUGCUAGGAAUUCAAAGAUGCCGCAUUAAGAGAGCACAACGAUAACAUUCUUACACAGAGGAGAAAUGAACUAGAUUUAAAUAAAUUAACAACUUGAAAGAUUCUUGUCAGUAGAAAUUUUCUUAAUACAGUGUGUGGACCCUAAUUCAAGUCGUAAUGCAAAACCAGGUUAUACCCACAAUCUUCUGUCUAGCCCGUCUUUCUAGGUUUCUACUUCAAUUUGAAAAAUGAAGAAAAAUCCAUAAUUGGGUCUAAAGCAACGAUUUGUUCUGUUCAGCUUUAAUCAUUUACAGUAGGAGUGCUAUGCAUGCGCUUAUUUCAAAAUGGAGUGCUGGACAGAGGUACAUACUUCUUUCCAGAAGCAAUCAUAGAACUGUUUAUUGGUUGAACUGUUAUACCUGAAAUGAAAAUAAAAAGUAUGGAGCAUUCUAUAUAUGUUGCAUCUAUUAAUACUGUUUUAAUCUUGGUUUUCUUGAACAUUUCCCUUAAACUAUUUUACCUUCAGUCACAGUAGCAAAAUAUUUUAUAUUUUAUUUUGAUUCCAGUACUUCCGUACUUCAGUGAUUGACUCACAAAAAUCCACAAUUCUUUCUGUCAAAGUGGAAUAUUCCUUCUGUAAAAUAGAUAGCUCAGUGUCUUCCAAUUCAAGUGGUAAAAUUUGCUAUUAAGGAUAGUGAUUUUUACUCGAUUGGGUUAUAUCUAGAGAAGUGUGAGUAGAACCCUACUUCUACUUUCUGCUUGAGUUUUUCUGGGUCUUUCAUGUGGCAGCCCUCUGCAUCUCCAAAACUUUCCUGGGAGUGCACCCAUGGUUGCAUUAGGAUAGGGAAAUUGGCAGAAAUGGGAGAAUUUGCCAUGUAUAAGCAGAAGAAUCUUUCUGCUGGUGCAAGACAUGUAAGCCAAUUUAUAGAUGGUACAAAAUCCUAUAACACUGCACAAACUUAUUUGAGAUUGGAAGUGAUUUAUACAUUGUUUAAAGUUGAGUGAAGCAAUUCAGUGUCUUAAUGUAACAGGUAAACAUGUUUUUAGAUUUUAAAGUAAUGAAUAUUAGAUGUAUUCUCAUUAACUUUACUAAAUAUACAUGCCAAAUUUUUGAACCAAAAUUAUGCAUGUAAAUACUACCAUAUUUGAUUUGAAUAGUAACAAGAAAAUAUGCUCUUCUUUAAAUUGGAUUUUUAAAAAAUGAACUGUGCAAGUGAAUCAUGCCUAAUUAACAUUGCUGCAAUUGACCCUUACCUAGAAUUGAAGCUCAUUGAGUCUAGUGGAAUUUCUGAAUGCAUAGAAUCAUACUUUUAAGGCCUUUUGAAAAACACUUUGUAUCUUUGAGAAACUUCUUUGAAAGAGCCUAAACCUGAGGGCCAGACCUGUCAAAUCCAGAAUUUUCAGUGAACUUCCUGAUUUCUCAGUGGACAUGUCACACUAAAACUGCUUCAAGUGGAAUCCCAAAUUUAAAUCAAUACUGCUAAAGUACAGGAAAAGAGCAUUGUUUCUUGAGAAUGUUUGAAGGUUAAAUUUUGGGAUGCUUUAAUAUUAAAAUAUUAUACCUUAAAACUCCAGUGAACUCAUUCCUCUGUUCAGUUAUGGAUAUCUUGCAAAGCAUUUUUCCAAAAUUCACAUCCAUGUGCUGUGCUUGUUGAUGGCUUCUGGGGCAUUAUUCUUUAGGACAGACCUCUGACACAAUGGUACUAAUCUAAUUGACUUGAAAGAGUUUGAAAAUGAUACCUGCUACUAACAGUAAGCUAUCAAAUAUUAAUUUUUACUGAAGACACAAAAAUUCAUUGAUUAAAAUGUUAGCGUUUGAAAUUUUUAGCAGAAGCAGUUCUUCUGUAUUUGACUUAGGACUCAAUCCUAUGCAUAUUUAGAAAAAACACCUGUAGUUUCUAGAGUUCCCCAGCCUGCCAUGCUGGCUGGUGAAUGCUGGAAAUUGUGAAACCUUUUUUAUAUUUAAGUGUUUAUCGGGUUCUGGCCUUUAGAGAUUUAAGGAGAGAUUUAAAACUGUCUAAAUUUAAUUAAAUUUAGAAGGCUAUUGUAUGUGCUGUAAAUGUCUUCUUUGAGGAUUAGUGAAUAUUCUUCUUGACAAAAAAUAUUACAUGGCCUUACCUUACUAUAGUCAAGUGUCUCUAACUCUCUAACUUUGCACAUUUUAAAGGCGUUACUAAUGGUGUCCAAAUGUUGAAUGAAAAUUUGUAAUUUAAAUGAAAAUGAGUUUAAUUCUGUAUACUUGUUUCCCAAUUACAUUUUAUAUUUUCUAAUAAAAAGUUUGUAAAACUGUC